Mesoplodon densirostris (Blainville's beaked whale) is the source of this 7090-nucleotide messenger RNA. RefSeq names its product retinitis pigmentosa 9 protein-like. Lineage: Eukaryota; Metazoa; Chordata; Mammalia; Artiodactyla; Ziphiidae. Gene Ontology annotation, biological process: RNA splicing. The transcript has 6 exons. Bases 126 to 791 code for a protein of 221 amino acids. The record is from RefSeq and is a predicted model, not a curated record.
GGCCUCAGCCGGGACAUUGGGCCCGGCCCGGCGGGCCGCGGAGCGGCGGCGAGAGGGGGCGCUGCGGAGCCGGGCGGGCGCGGCGCGGAGGAAGUGCGGUCUUCGCGGCUCGGCGCGGGGUCGCAAUGUCGUCCCGGCUCGGGCGCGACGACUCGGGGACCGGGGGCGCGCGGCGGCCGCAGGAGCCUCCGGGGCAGGAGCUGCAGCGACGCCGGGAGCAGAGGCGGCGGCGGCACGACGCGCAGCAGCUGCAGCAGCUCAAGCACCUGGAGUCCUUUUAUGAAAAACCUCCUCCUGGACUUAUCAAGGAAGAUGAGACUAAGCCAGAAGACUGUAUACCAGAUGUCCCAGGCAACGAACAUGCCAGGGAAUUUCUGGCCCAUGCACCAACCAAAGGACUUUGGAUGCCACUGGGGAAAGAAGUCAAAGUCAUGCAGUGUUGGCGCUGUAAACGAUAUGGUCACCGAACAGGCGACAAAGAAUGCCCUUUUUUUAUCACAGGCAACCAAAAGUUAGAACAGUUCAAAGUAGCACAUGAAGAUCCCAUGUAUGACAUCAUACGAGAGAAUAAAAGACAUGAAAAGUAUGUAAGGAUACAACAGUUAAAACAGUUACUGGAGGAUUCAACAUCAGAUGAAGAUGGGAACAGCUCCAGUUCCUCAGAAUGUAAAGAGAAACACAAGAAAAAGAAGAAGAAAGAGAAGCAUAAGAAAAAGAAGAAAGAAAAGAAAAAGAAGAAAAAACGAAAGCAUAAGUCUUCCAAGUCAAAUGAGAGUUCAGACUCAGAAUGACAAGAGCUUGACUUGUUCAACAUUCUCUUCUCAAAAAUCAAACACUGUGGCCAAAGAUCAGAGGAAUGUGGAAUCAGAGAGGAAUAGGAGAGAGAGACACCAAGAGAGGAGGAGAUUUAGUGUCACAGGUGUGAAAUCUCACCUACCUUCCAGUAAAGAUAUGACCCCGAGGAGAGUGACUGUAUCUUGCCAGGUGCUAGCUCUGGACAGUGGAUGACUUCAGGCUGGAAAGCUUUUCUCAUUGUUCUCCUCCCUGCUGAUCACUGUGGGUCCUGAUUCCUUAGAAAUGCCUCUGGCAGGGUGGCCAGACUAAGGGAAUCUCUGAGGAAGCUCCUCCAGGUGCUGCCGCAGCCUCCACCCUCCAUGGUGGGGCUACUUAAUGCCCUUAGAUUUCAGGCUUGACUUUCCUCUGUCACUGAGGAUAAAAGCUCAUUACUUUAUUUAUUUUAAAAAAUCAUUUAUUUUUGAAUCAUAAUAAUAUAUGGUCCAAAUUUAAAAGGUAUAUAAGGGGAAUUCCUUGGCUGUCCAGUGGUUAGGACUCUGCCCUUUCACUUCCGUGGCCCGGGUUCAAUCCCUGGUCAGGGAACUGAGAUCCUACAAGCCGCGAGGUAUGGUCAAAAAAUAUAUAUAAAAGGUAUAUAAGAUUUAAUCAUGAAAAACUUUUCUCUUCUCUUCCCCAGUUACUGAGUUCCCUUUCCCAAUGACUAUCCAUUUUACCAGUUUCUUGUGAAGUCAUACAGAAAUGUUUUGUGUAUCACAAGCAAAUGUUUUUUCUCUUUUUUUAACACAAAUACUAGCAUACCACACACAUUUGUCUGCAUUGUUUUUUUCUUUUUUUUUUUGCGGUACGCGGGCCUCUCACUGUUGUGGCCUCUCCCGUUGCGGAGCACAGGCUCCGGACGCGCAGGCUUAGCGGCCAUGGCUCACCAGCCUAGCCGCUCCGCGGCAUGUGGGAUCUUCCUGGACCGGGGCACAAACCCGUGUCCCCUGCAUCGGCAGCGGGACUCUCAACCACUGCGGCACCAGGGAAGCCCUGUUUUUUUCAUUUUUUAAAUCAACAGUGUAAAAUAUGUUGGUCUUUGCUGCACACAGAAGUCUUGAGUUCAUAAAUCCCUGUUAUGCUUGGUUGAGUUUUUUAGGGGUAAAGGCUAUCCCAUAAUAACAAUGAACAAUCAUGUCUUUAUCUUCCUUAGCACUUACUGCCAUUGUCCCAUGAUUAUUAUUAUUCCCAGAAUAACUGAUUCAGAAAACUUACAAGGAUAUAGGAAUUACUGUACUGGUCAGCUACCCACAUCCCAAAAUAUAUCCUCAUCCUGUUGGCUAAGCACAGCCUACACGAGAACUUCUGGCUUUGACUGCUGCAGCUGAGGCAGCUCAGCAGGUUGGGAUGGUACCUGCAGCUAGGAGAGGGCGUCUGUUCUUGCUGAGCCAAAGUGGAGCCAGACUUUGCUCAUGAGCAAGUGUCCUUCCCUCUCCACUAGAGUCUCUUGCUGUUUUCAUCACUCAGGGUCCCAGGACCUCACUGUUCCCACUUCCUGCCUUUUUUUCCUAGGGAUUGGAUUCCCCCCUCUUUAAAGAAUAACGGAUGUGGGCCAGUCUGACUCCUUCCCAAUUCUCCUCAGUAACUGCUCCUAGUCUUGGCCUUGGAAAGUUUAUCUCAAUAACACAAUUGGCUGGAAUGGCCCAGGACUUGCUCUUCCUGAAAACCGUAAGUCCAGUUAAUUCAAGCAGUGCCUUACACUUAUUCUUGGCAUUUCUAGCUCAGCAUGUAGCAGAAAAUUCUCCUUCCAGGAAUUUUCUUUCUCCUGCUAGAGUCCCAUUCAUGAUAAACAUAUUCUAUUAUAAUGUGGAAGAAUAAUAUCAAUGAUUCUUGAGCUUAUGGUGCAUCAAAAUGACCUGGAGUGCUUGUUAAAACAGAUUCCCAUGCUGUACUCCUAGUUUCAGAAUUUCUGAUUUAUUGUACUAAUUCUGGAAUGGACUGUGGAAUUUGCAUUUCUAACAAGUUCCCAAAUGAUGCUGAUGCUGUCAGUUUGGGGACCAGAUUUGAAGAACCGCUGAUCUAAAUGUUUAACCUCUUACUAAAGCCUUUCUCCACUUUCUGCUUUAACGGGAAUCUCUCCAUCCACUGUAGCCCCUGCAAGUUAAUUCCCAUCCCUUCUCCCUCACUCCAGGUUUCUCUGUCUUCUAUUUCCGGCCUACAUUCUGUGGUCCAUCAGUUAAGCCUGUUAUCUCCCUUGACCUGUGGUUUUUCUGCCCAGCUUACCCAAAAGAACCUCAAACCAAACUCCUCCUCCUCUGUUCUGAUUCCCAGACUGCUGAGCCCAUAAAGCUGUCAGUCAAAUUCCUUCAUCCUGAAACCUCUUUCCUCAAACUCAGUACUCUCUACUAUUAAGGAAGUCAAAAGAAGCCACCAGACCUCCCUUUACCAAGGUAUCUUAUCAGCCUGCCGUCAUGGUUGUGGUAGGCAAAAUUGUAAAACAGCCGCCCCAAGGUUUCCUACCCAAACCUAUAGAACUGUUACUUUAAGGGAUUUUACUCCCAUGAUUAGAUUAUGUUAAAAGAUAGUUUGGCCUUUUAAGGGUGACUGUUUGGGUGAUCUGAACCAAAUCACAUGAGAUUUUUCUAAUUGUUUUAUUUAUUUUUGGCUGCGUUGGGUCUUUGUUGCUGUGUGUGGGCUUUCUCUAGUUGUGGCGAGCGGGGGCUACUCUUAGUUGCGGUGCCCUGGCUUCUCUUGUUGUGGAGCACAGGCUCUAGGCGUGCGGGCUUCAGUAGUUGUGGCAUGUGGGCUCAGUUGUGGCUUGCAGGCUCUAGAGCUCAGGCUCAGUAGUUGUGGCACACGGGCUUAGUUGCGCCACGGCACUUGGGAUCUUCCUGGACAAGGACUCGAACCUGUGUCCCCUGCAUUGGCAGGCAGAUUCUUAACCACUGUGCCACCAGGGAUGCCCUCACAUGAAAAUUUUAAAACCAGAGUUUUUUUUUCUGGCAGGUAGCAAAGUAUGGCAGUGGUUCCCAUAGAGGUUUCUGCUCUAGUAAGUUUUGACUCUGUAUCUGCCCAUCUCUCCAAUUUUUGGGUCAACGGUUUGCCCUGUGACCUCAAUUCUCUGACAGAUUUAAGAAGAUUUGAUGAUUAGUUUGUUUGGCUUUUUACUUGUUAGGACAGAGUGAAGACUUCUAAUCUCUUUACAUGCCAGACCAGAGAUCGGAAGUCGAUGGAUAUUGCUUUAAGCCACUACGUUUGUGGUAAUUAGUUCCUGCCCACAUCUGGAAAAUUCGUGAGGGCAGAGACCAUCUUGUUUCAUGUUGUAGCCUCACCUUCUAACACAAUGUGUCAUGCAUGGUGGUGUUCAAUGGGAAUUCAUUUAAAGUAUAGUUACAUUUUCCAUUUGGAGCAUGAUUUGGAAGUUGUAGUGGAUGCUGUAUUGUGCCACUUGUAUUUGCCUCCUAACCCCUAUGCCUGACUUCAGGACUGAAGUAUUUAUUCUCCCAACUGCUGGUUAACAGCUGACUUCAGUUAACAGUUGCAAAUGACCUCCACUUUCCAGGGAUUAGUUGUUCUUUCUUGAAGAGAGCUACCCUAUCCAAGGCCAUGCCUCAUUUCCAGGGGCAUCCUGCAUCACAGUGACUGGUCUAUGCAGGGGUGUAAGAUGUAGCCUCUUGCCCCAACUAGGACAAUUCUGCAGGGUCAUUACAGCUCAUGAGCUCUCAGUGGGAUUGGCCAAGGCCUUUGUUAUGCCUGCAUCACACCCAAACUCCUGCUUAAUCAUGCUUUCUUUGUCCCCUCAGAGAUGUUAUUCCCUAAAGCACUCCCCAUUAAACUUCUUGCACCCAGAUCUCCAUCUCAGAGUCUGGUCCUAAGGAACUCAACCUGCCACAGAGGUAAGAUGGCAGGGAAGAAGAAGGGUAGGUGUGGUCAGGAAUUAUCAUUCAUUUUAGACUCCAUUUUCCAAAUUUAUACUUGGCUUUUCAUCUCCCCUCUAGGAUAAAGGCGAGACUUUGGGAAGGAUUACGGAACAGGAAGAUGUUCAUUGGUACUCUCCUCUGUCUUUGUGCUUCCUCUUCCAUAUACUGGUAUUAUCAGUUUCCCCACCUUCUAGGGUCCAACCCACAAGGCCCAAUUUGUUAAUCUAAUUAACACUAAGCCAUUCAUUCACAAAUACCUGAAUAUAUAUGAUGUCCCAGGAUCUAUACUCUUCCAUGGGGAUACUGCAUUGGCUACACUAAUCCAUGGCCCUAAGGAAAGAAUACAUGGUCUCCUUUGAUGAGGGUAAGAAUGUCACAAGUCUCAUCUGUCAUGUCAUGAAAUGGGCUAUGAAAGUUAAGACACAGGUGCUACUGGAACACAUAGGGGUGUCACAUAAUCCAGCCUUGGGUGGGGAUAGGAGUGAGAGGUGUUUUCCUGGAGUAUCUAAACAAAAUCUUUAAGUAGGGGUUAGAUAAAGUCAUAGGUCUCAUAAGACCAGCCUUGGAAACACUAUCAUCUUUUGCUUCUCAUCUGAAAAAAUGUAGCACUUAAUCACUUUUUACCAUCUCCUUAAUCCAUUUUGAGGGAUACUUGGUUAAUACAGGAGUUAAAGGACAUUUUUCUAUAGGACAUUUUCAUCACAGGGUUACUUAGAAGCAGCACUGAGUGGACACAUUGAUAUGUAUCAAAAUACUGUCCAUACUAUCACCCAGAAAGCCUUUCUUGGAGGCACCCCCAUCCUGUCACAUACACUCUGUUCUUUCAAAUAACCAUGGGAGAGCCUCCAAUCACAUAAAAAUCUUUUUAGCACAUAGUCACAGACCUAACCUGCACCAUUUAUUGGGAGAUUGGUUCUACAAAUUGACCACCUAGGUCCUAGGUUCUUAGUAGAAAGAUCUUUUAUUUCCUAAAGCUUCCUUUAUUCCUAAGGAGUUGAACGCAUAAAACAUACGAUUCUACAGGCCACUACUGGAAAUAUCCAUCAGUGGAGCUACUAUGUUCCUGGCCUCCAUUUAUAAACAAUGAUUUGGCAUCCUUUCUGUCGUCAAGAUGGUUCCUCUUUGUGGGGAAUGCUUAAUCUUUUUAUUUUGUCCUUAAACCCACCAUCCUUUUCUCCUUAUCUAAAGGUCAUUGGAGAUGACAAGACAAAACUAUUCAUGACAGCUAGUGCUGUCGUGAGUGAUGUGGCCAUUAUGAGAGGAGAAGAAAAUGCUUAAGAAUCACACACUUUUGCAAUUCAGUUUAUUUGCUGUUUUACAACUUAUAUUUCCAAAGGCUUUACAAUGUCACAUUUUCUUGUUUUUUGAUACAAUGCUUUAAUAGUUCAGUCAAGAGAGAUAUCAUAUGAUGCAAUAUUUAGCUCUUCCUUGACACUGGAACUCAGCAAUUUAUUUCCUAUGAAAUAAUAAUGGAAUACAUUUCCUUAAAUUGGUGUGUAACAGACUCAAGAUGUUAUACAGAGAAUCAUUACCAAUAUCUUUAGUUUCCAUUUUUAGGAUAAAGCCAAAGGUCUUGACAUUUUGCCUGAGCUUAGUUAUCAGUCUUCCCUUUAUGACCACUGCAGGGCAGAAAUGGCCUUUAAGGGGCCAUCAAGCCACUGCUCCAGGACCAGGGGUUGAGGUGAGGUAGGGUUACCCAAUGCCAAGACUCUGUGUAGGGAAGCCUGUCAAGCUACUGCCCCUUAAGGGAGAUGCUAAGCUUCCAGUACCCAGCUCUAAGCUGGGACACUAAGAGUGAAACUGCCAGGAUCACUUACAAAAUCCCAUUUUAACCCACUACAUACUACCAUUAACAGAUCAGGAGUUAAGUGUGAAAGCCAGCUUAAAAAUAACAUUCCACAGAAUUGAAAGGCUUUGGCUCUAAUCUUGUCAGCUAGGGCCUUCUUUAGAAGGUAUGUCUGUUACCUGGGUAGAACUCUGCCAUUUGUCAUUGCCCAUAAGCAGUGUUAGCUUUGAAGGGCAGACCAGGCACCAAGUAGGAAACCCCAACUAAAUAAAGUCCAAAAAGCAAAUCAUAAGACAAACUGGACACAGGACAGAUACCAACCUCUAGAGCUGCUGGGUAUUUCCUAAACUUUAUAGCAUCUGCCUUGAAUCUCUGUUACUUUGUAGGGCAACUUGGUUUUUGAUCUCUCACAGUUACCUGAGGGAAGAAGUGAUUCAUACAUUAAAUAAUCCAAAUUGCUUAAAAACCAAAAGGAAAAAAUAAAUCAGAAACACAUCUUUCAAGAAAUUGACCUGUUUUUAUGAUACUAUUCUAUAUCAUUCUGUGGUUCUUGGCAGCAAAAAAUAUCAUUGGCAAAAAUAAUAACAGACAAUUUAUAGAAGAGAGACUUCAG